AUGGCACUCGGGAGCUCCUGCAACCUUCUGUCAAAUCCCUCCUUCGAAACGGGGACUUUGCAGCCAUGGAUCACAUCCGCUGUUAAUAUGGCGAAGGUCAGCAAUGGUACCCAGGCAUAUAGCGGGGAUUACUAUCUGGACCUCGAAACCGCGGUUGGAAAUCGAGGCAUUACCAUCUCGCAGGUUGUCAAGAACCUCGAUCCCAGGCUUGACUACACCUUCACCAUGCAUGUCCAAUCGUCAGCACUGGCCGCGAAUUACUGUUCCUUCUAUGCAUAUGCGGGUCUCAACGCGACUACCGGGUUCAUUGCUUCCGACACCCUGUAUGACUCCGGUGAAUGGACAUUGGUCACUGGUCAAUACCGGCCGAAGCUCUCGAGGGAGUUCCUGAACAUUAUUGCUAGUUGUACUUUCGAGGAUUCGUCAAAUACUGGGCAUGUCUUUAUCGAUGAUGUUACUUUGAGCGCCUCGGAUGGUUGUCCGUCUGCUGAGUGA
This is a messenger RNA of Aspergillus clavatus NRRL 1, 495 nucleotides long. Its product is annotated as carbohydrate binding domain protein. Lineage: Eukaryota; Fungi; Ascomycota; Eurotiomycetes; Eurotiales; Aspergillaceae. The record is from RefSeq and is a predicted model, not a curated record. The coding region runs from base 1 to 495 and encodes 164 amino acids. Gene Ontology annotation, molecular function: hydrolase activity, acting on glycosyl bonds. The transcript is spliced from 2 exons.